AUGAUACUAGAAUGCAAGAGUAAUCUUUUCUGCGAAUGCGCGGGUCUCGAGAAAAUAUAUCCACUAUUAGACUCUAACAUCAACCAAGAUAUAUUUUCGAUAUCGGAAAGGGCGGUAUUGGAUAGAUGGCUGAAUAUAGUGGGGGAAUAUCGCACGCUGGCUCUAACUAAGCAUGAUGAUCGAGCAAUUGCUAUUCUGGGCGUAGCAAGAAUAUGUCAAGGGCGACUCAAGAGCAAAUAUCUAGCUGGCUUAUGGGAGACAGACAUUGCUAGGGCUUUGUUGUGGGACGCCAGUCUCCAGUCUGGGAGAAUAUGGGAACGGCUGUAUGAGGGUACAGAAAUGUCUGGUGUUACUAACGAUUCUCGUACGGCUCUUAGACUUGGUUCAAUAAGAGUAAAAGCUGCAUACAUAUCCGCUACACUGAUUUACAGCCAUCGAAACAGAGGUCCUGGAAGAUCAGGUCUUUUCGAAACUUCGCUCUUGGCGGCGGAAAUGCUUGGAGAGGUCAUUCUAAUUAUGUGGUCAUCUAUGGAUCUGGAUAUUUCGGAUCAAUCAUCAUCGUCAUCGUCAUCAACGUCAUCAUCAUCAUGA
Botrytis byssoidea is the source of this 591-nucleotide messenger RNA. RefSeq lists its product as uncharacterized. The record is from RefSeq and is a predicted model, not a curated record. NCBI's taxonomy places the organism in Eukaryota, Fungi, Ascomycota, Leotiomycetes, Helotiales, Sclerotiniaceae. The transcript is spliced from 3 exons. The coding region runs from base 1 to 591 and encodes 196 amino acids.